AAAGGUGUUCAUGGUGACUGCUCAGUGUAGGUUUUACUUUUUCUCAAAGGAGGCUUGACAGCAUAAAGAAAAAACAAUUUUUUAGUUAAUUUUUUUUCUUCAACUGACUUUUAGCAAACUGCAGACUCAGACACAGGACUCAACGGUAUAUUCCUGGAAGGCAAGGUACUAUUAUGGCAAGCACAAUCAGUUUCAUCAUCUGGGUGUUGUUCAUAACAGACACAGUGUGGACUCAGAGUGUGAGACAGGUCUAUGAGGUACAUGAGCCAGGGGAUUGGACGAUGGAUGACUUCGAUUGUCCCAGGGAAUGCUUCUGUCCCCCAAGUUUCCCUACUGCUUUAUAUUGUGAAAAUCGAGGUCUCAAAGAAAUCCCUGCUAUUCCUUCACGGAUCUGGUAUCUGUAUCUUGAGAACAAUCAGAUAGAAACCAUUCCUGAGAAGCCGUUCGAGAACGCCACCCAGUUGAGAUGGAUAAAUUUAAAUAAGAACAAAAUAACCAACUAUGGAAUUGAAAAAGGAGCCCUAAGUCAGCUGAAGAAGCUGCUUUUCUUAUUUCUUGAAGACAAUGAGCUAGAAGAAGUACCUUCUCCAUUGCCAAGAAGUUUAGAACAGUUGCAGUUAGCUAGAAACAAGGUGUCCAGAAUUCCUCAAGGAACCUUUAGCAAUCUAGAAAAUCUAACCCUUCUGGAUCUGCAGCACAAUAAACUAUUAGACAACGCCUUUCAAAGAGACACCUUCAAGGGACUCAAGAACCUCAUGCAGCUAAAUAUGGCCAAGAAUGCUCUGAGGAACAUGCCACCAAGAUUACCAGCCAACACAAUGCAACUGUUCCUGGACAACAAUUCCAUUGAAGGAAUACCAGAAAAUUAUUUUAAUGUUAUUCCUAAAGUGGCCUUCCUGAGGCUCAACCAUAACAAAUUAUCAGAUUCAGGGCUCCCAUCCAGUGGUUUUGAUGUGUCAUCCAUUCUAGAUCUUCAACUGUCUCAUAAUCAACUUACAAAGUUUCCCCGCAUCAAUGCCCACCUGCAACACCUUCACCUGGAUCACAACAAAAUUAAACGUGUGAACGUAUCUGUAAUCUGUCCUACAUCUACGGCACUGCAUGCAGAACAAGAUGUGUUUAUUCAUGGACCUCAGCUGAGCUACCUCCGUCUGGAUGGAAAUGAAAUCAGGCCACCAAUCCCAAUGGAUUUAAUGACGUGCUUCAGGCUUCUUCAGGCUGUCAUUAUUUAA
This is a messenger RNA of Marmota flaviventris (yellow-bellied marmot), 1232 nucleotides long. It is a transcript of the gene Kera, whose product is annotated as keratocan. The record is from RefSeq and is a predicted model, not a curated record. NCBI's taxonomy places the organism in Eukaryota, Metazoa, Chordata, Mammalia, Rodentia, Sciuridae. Gene Ontology annotation, molecular function: protein binding.